Ectocarpus siliculosus is the source of this 975-nucleotide messenger RNA. NCBI's taxonomy places the organism in Eukaryota, Phaeophyceae, Ectocarpales, Ectocarpaceae. The record is from the annotation of a GenBank genome assembly.
AUGGUAGCUGGCUGGCCGGCCGCCGAUCGCGAACGUCUCUUGGCCGAUCUGCUCGGUGAGCACCGGGCGCCGCCGGCGUCGUUCGAGGUGGCGGAAGGUGGGGGCGCGGGGGCCGAGCUCCCUUCUGCGGAGGAGGUACGUGUGGAGCGCCUCCAGCAGGAGCUGCAGGUCGCCCAGCAGGCGGUCGUCGAGGCCAAACCAGGGGAGGCGGGAGACGUCCCCGCGGCGGGGGCGGCCGAGCGGUCCGCCCGAGCGGUCGGCGCGGGCGCCGCUCCGUCGCGCCGCGCGCCGAAGGCCGCGCGGGUGGCGACGCCCGGCCCGGCGAAGCUGCCGCGCAAGACGCCGCCUUCCAUCGAGGAAUAUGCCGCUAAGAAGGCCGCCCAGAAGGCGGUCGCCGCAGAGGCCGUGGACCUGGGGCCGCGGGCCCGGGACGCGACGGCCCGCGCGGAUCGGCUAGGGCUCCGCGACCGCGUGGCGCACCAAAAUGACCGUCACGCAUACCGGCAGGUGAAUAACACGGUGCGCUCACAGCAGGGCUUAGUGGAAGGCCUGCAGGAGGAGCUGCGCGCUGUGAUGCAGGCGCGCGCCACGCUGGAGGCGCGCUUUACCGGCGCUCUGGCCGAGCUGCGGCUGUUGGAAGCCCGGCAGCGAAAGGCCACUGCCGACGGGACCGAAGCCCGCGGCGCGCCUGACGCCGAGACGGCGAGGGCCAAAGCCGAGGCGGCCACUCUAACCCUAACCCGCCUCAGGGUCCAUGUUCCGUGUGGAACCGCCGACGAGCGGAGUCGCACGUUGUGCCGAACCGCUCGGGCGCGCUUGCUGCGCCGCGACCUCACGCGACGAUCCCUUUCCGGCGAUCGUGCGAACGCCCCCCUCGCCGGGGGUUGCGUUUUUCACGGCGGUCUCAGCCCCGUUUCGCGCGUCGGCGGACGGUACCCUAGCGGUACGUCACGCGGCGACAGCAGCGAUCCGUAG